AUGCCGUCUUUCAGCAACGGAAACCAGCUGCAGAUAAGCUCAACGUCGCUACCACUUCAGGGCAAGCUAGUGCCUAAGCCUAUCUCUACGCAGCCAUUUACUCUUCUUACCUCCUAUCUGCCCUUCACGAAUGAGGCCCAGAGACAAUGGUGGCUCGACUCGGGCUCCUUGUUCUCCCGGUUCCUCCAAGCCUCACAGUACACAACCGGCCAACAAUACAAACACCUGCUCUUCUUCCACCGCUACCUCCUCCCUUUUCUCGGCACCUAUCCACCAACCUGGUUCAGCAUUGUCAGCCGACAGGGGCUCGCAAUUGAAUAUAGCCUUAAUUUCCAGGCGUCAGGCAAUCCCGUUAUUCGGAGUGCAUUUGAACCGUUGAGUUACGCGUCCGGGAAGGAUGCUGCGGAUCCCUUGAACAAGCGACCUACAGAGGACUUGCUUGCAGGGUUGGUGGAGCAAGGGUUGGAGGGAUUCGAUAUGACACUCUUCGAUCAUGUUCGGGAUACAAUCUUCAUUUCGGACGAGGAGACGGCUGCCCUUGAAAACCCAGAUGCCUAUGGGAUCAAGACGCAUACUGCUCUAGGAUUCGAUAUGAAGGGGGACAACACGGUGGUCAAGUGCUAUAUGCAUCCGCGGUGGAAGAGUCUUGCAACGGGGGUUCCGGUUGCCAAGCUGAUACGAGAUUCGCUUGAGCGGAUCAAGGACCAGUUCGAUUGUGAACAGGCGCUCGAACUGGUUGAUGAGUAUAUGGAGGAUAGUGGAUCGUGGGAUUUAAGGACGUUCAUUGCGUGGGACUGUGUGCCUUUGGCCCAGACGCGACUCAAAAUUUACGGCAUCAUCAACGAGGUCUCGCUGGGCAAAGUUGAGGAACUGUGGACGAUGGGUGGCCGGCUCAACGACGAGACGACUCUCGAGGGACUCUCGCUCCUUCGGCGCCUUUGGCACCUACUGGAGGUCAAUAAGGAUGACCGGCUGUUUUCGAAGGGGGACGAGGAGAAACUCGAGUAUGGCCCAACAGUCGACGGCUUCCUGCCACUAUUCUGGAACUAUGAGAUCUGGGCUGGCUCGAACAAAGUAGCGCCAAAGGUAUACAUCCCCGUAUACGGGGAGAAUGAUCUCAAAGUCGCUCUGGCGCUGUCGAGAUUCUUUAGGAGUCUGGGGCCAGCGUGGCAGGAGAAGGCAGAUGGGUUGGCCAUGUGCUCAUAUGCUCCAAAACAGCCCCGAUCUCGAUAUCAGUCAGACAACAAGACUCCAGGCCUUGAUUUCGUUUGCGUACUCCCAGGAGAAGGGAGUCUACGUGAGUGUCUACUACCAUUCGACCAGUUCAUAUCCAUUCCCAGGGCGCACUGA
Molecule: messenger RNA, 1350 nt
Organism: Aspergillus nidulans FGSC A4
Lineage: Eukaryota; Fungi; Ascomycota; Eurotiomycetes; Eurotiales; Aspergillaceae
Exons: 2
Coding region: 1-1350 (449 amino acids)
Biological process (GO): alkaloid metabolic process
Molecular function (GO): transferase activity, transferring alkyl or aryl (other than methyl) groups
Source: RefSeq, a predicted model, not a curated record